CAGACAUGCCAGGGAGCAGAGGUGCGGGACAGGUUGUAGCGCCGCUGGAAGGUUGGGAAUCAGCGUCUGCGCAUGGGCAGGCGGGUGGGCCGGGAGCGGCAGCAGCGAGCAGGGCAGGGAGCGAGCGUCUGCCAGCCUCCCUCCUCAGUAUCGGCACGAAAAUACACACACAUCCACACGCCGUCCCAACAGCAGGCUCACACGCGCACAGUCAACCCUCUCUCUUCCCUCUCCUCGACUUUUUAUUGAACCUGUGGCCACCUGUUCGUGUUCCGUGGCUCGUGGAGUGAUUGCAAAGCCAGGGGGAGGAGGCGAGUGAGGGUGUAGGGGCCUGCGGAAGGGAUGCGAGAUGCUGGGGCAAGAUGACGAGGGUCGAGGCGGUAUAUUGUGCCAGUGGAAGACAUGACAACCACUUGGAGGAGCGUGUCUGUCCCCUCCCACCUGCCGGAGAGCUAGUUCGUGUCCAGGGCAAUCUUCUCCCACCGACGGACGAGUGUUGAAAAACGGCCUCACCCCCAACCCCCACCCCCCUCGAGUGAUAUAGUCUGUAGCAGGGUGGUUUGGCAUUAGUCGUGAACACUGUGGGUCGUGUGAAGUGACUGCGUGGUGGCCGCGGGCGUGGGGCGGGAUGUAGAGUGUACCGGCGGCGGACAAUAAAGCUACGCUGCUGCCGCCCUUACGCAGAUGUGGUCCACCGUGCCCCCAGCCAUGAACGCUGCCCCUGUGGCGGAGGCUGGCGGCUGUAGUGAGUGUUGUAGUUGUAGAUGUGAUAAUUCAGACAGAACCUUGGGGACCGGCGCCCCCGAGGUGCCCAACAGCCCCGGGGGGAGGCGUCGCCCCGCCCCCCGCAGCAGGCUCACCACGGUACACCCGCCGGUAUCCUCGCUGCUGCUUUUGCUGCUGCAGCUGCUGCUAAUGACUAAUUUGAGUGUAAGCAUGACCAACCCGGAGUCCUUGCUCUCAGAACUCAGUUGCGACUUCGAGAAAGAGAACAGCUGCCGCUGGAUGUGGAAAACCGAUCUCUCCGAGAACGUGACCUUCGUGCGCACCACAGGCCGCCAGCUGGAGGAGGAGAGCUACAACCUGCCCCUGGGAGAGGUGUCCGGCGUCAACAUGGAUGCGACAGGCAACCCUGAUGGUCACUUCCUAUACCUGGGCGUGCAGAAAGACAAGGAGCUCAACAACUACACGCGACAGAUCAAGACACCGUGGCUGGAACAGGACUUCCUCGACCGUUGCCGGCUGGAGGCGCUCUUCCACCUCCCCAAGUCAGAUUCCAUGACGCAGUUUAAGAUUCUAAUCGAGAACAGCAACGUUACCAGCUACCUCAUCAUCAACAGCCACAGCAGGACCAAAAACCCCAGUACUGACUGGAACAAGAUCUCGACGCCCCUGGGCAAACCUUCGAAGCCCUUCAGGUUGUACAUCGAGGUGGUGCUCAGUAAUAAGUCACCAACACACAUCGCCAUCGACAAUAUCACACUGGUUGGCUGUUUUGACAUAAGAACUCCCAAAGUAUGUCACGGUAUGAACUGUCGCAACGGGGAGUGUAUAGACGAAGAUUCCUACUGCGACAUUACCAGAGAUUGUGUGGACGGCGAGGACGAGAAGGGCUGUGAGAAUCAUCCUUUGGGGUCGAGAUGUGACUUCGAGGAGGACUGGUGUGGCUGGAAGAACCUCGAGGACGACCAGAUGGACUUCAAGAGACACAGAGGCACCACGAACGACGAACACACGGGGCCCAGCAGCGAUCACACCCACAAGAACGACUCCGGUUACUACAUGCUGAGUGAACUGCCGCGGAAGGGGGAGCUGGGUGAACACGGCGUGCUGGAGUCCCCGCUCUUCCCGCAGCCACCGUGUUAUCAUAGCAACCUCGAGUCCCGCUACGUCGACUCCUGCAAGCUGCGUCUUUACUACCACAAACUCGGGACGCACCAGGGAACUAUGAUCGUGAGGGUUGUGGAAUUCAACAUGAUGGACAAACUGGUCAAUCAGCACGUCAUCUCCAACAUUCACGGACAGAAGGGUGACAAAUGGCAUCGUCUCACCGUUAGUCUUCCUCAUAACAUACGCAACAGCUAUCGCAUCCGGGUGAGCAACGUACGCGGCACCAGGUAUCGUGGUGACCUGGGCAUCGACGACAUAUCUCUCUCGCCGCAGUGCUUUGGCAGACGUGUGGACCCUCAGGAGAUCCGCAAGUGUCCGCCAGUCAACACAAGCACCCCUCCGCCAACGGAACCGCCUACUACUUACAUCCCUCCCAGUGGCGUAGUGAUGGUGACAACGUGCGGCAAAACAGGGUACCGGGGACCAUCUCAGGAGGAAUGCAAGAAGGAGUACGAGCAAGGACCCCACAACGCCCCGAGAGUGCCAUCCUCCACCUCUCUGCCCGGCACUCAGAUCUGGAAGGUGCCCCGGGAUGAUUACUACACGAUCGUGGCCAAGGGAGCAAGCGGCGGCACGGGCAUUCAGACCCAGAUCCUGACCACACGCGGGGCUGUGGCUCGGGGCACCUUCUACCUGACGGAGGGCACUGAGCUGUACAUCUUGGUGGGGCAGGAAGGACGCUCUGCCUGUGAGGACGUGUUAAACCAGACUCGGGAGCAGCUUCAGUCGUGCACCUCCAAGAGAGACCUGCCUGACGUGAACCUGAACAAACUGUCACACCUGGACAUGGUGAAGCACAAAAUACACUCGUCCUUCAAAGGGGGAGGCGGAGGUGGCGGCGGUGCUUCCUUCGUCUUCAAGAUGGAGAAGGAACAGCCGACAGCCCUGGUGGUGGCGGGAGGCGGGGGAGGCCUAGCAUGGUCCUUGAGUGACGUCACCUUCCGACACCACGGCAGAGGAAUGAACGCCUCCCUACCAGAGAGUCACGGCCACUUCUUCUACAAUGGAACGUCCUCAAGCUUUCACGCUGGUCCCGGGGGCGGCUGGGAAGGGAGCAGGAACAAGGAGAUCGAAGGACAGUCCCUCGUCAACGGUGGUCUCGGAGGGAAGCCUUGCGAGGAUUUGGGCAGCUCCUGGAUUACCUAUGGCGGCUUUGGUGGUGGUGGCGGCGGCUGUCUGGCUGGCGGGGGCGGCGGCGGUUACACAGGAGGGAACGCGUACUCCGGCACGAGGCAACACGGCGAGGGAGGCUACAGCUACACCUCGGGACAGUAUGGCGAUGUGAGGCCCGCGGCACAUUCCGGCGGCGGCAUUGUGUUCAUCAUCCCGGCACGCAGGGGGGAAUGUCGGUGUGACUACAAGUGUGUGCCGCUGGACGAGUACCUUCGAGAGACGCAGUGCAUAUGCAAGGAUGGCUGGAAGCUGGACCUCAAUGGACACUCCUGCAAGCCGGGCCCCGUGGUGAAGAUGGAACAAACCAUCUACAUUGGAGCCGUUAUCUUCAUCAUCAUCAUCGUCGUCAUCGCAUCAGGCACAACCAUCUAUUGCUAUCACCGGUACCAGAGGAAAAAGUUCGACCUCGCGCAACAGUUGAAAUGCGAGAGAGGCCACGACGUUCAACUGGACAGACUGCGUCCCAUCCAAGGCGGCGGCAUGGUCACGGAAUACAACCCUAAUUAUGAGUUUGGAGGCGGCACCUACACGAUAAAGGACCUCAAGGACAUCCCGAGAACCAACCUUACCCUCGUCAAGGCGUUGGGCCAGGGCGCCUUCGGGGAGGUGUUCCAAGGGUACCUCAAGAACUACGCCGGAGACUCAGUGGAGAUGCCCGUGGCUGUCAAGACGCUGCCGGAGAUGUCAAGCAACCAAGCAGAGAUGGACUUCUUGAUGGAGGCGCUGAUCAUGUCGAAGUUUGCUCAUCCCAACAUUGUACACUUCAUUGGUGUGUGUUUCGACAAGCUACCUCGCUUCAUCGUCCUGGAGCUGCUCUCUGGCGGCGACCUCAAGAGUUUCCUGCGAGAAGCGAGGCCCAAACCGGACCGUCCCUCGGCACUCACAAUGAGGGAUUUGCUCUCGUGUGCUACUGACGUGGCGAAGGGCUGCGAGUACCUGGAGGGCAACCACUUCAUCCACAGAGACAUCGCCGCCAGAAAUUGUCUCCUCACAACGAAAGGCCCUGGCAGAGUGGUCAAGAUCGCUGACUUCGGAAUGGCCAGGGACAUUUACAGGAAUGACUACUACAGGAAAGGCGGGAAGGCGAUGCUACCAGUGAAGUGGAUGCCCCCCGAAGCCUUCCUGGACGGGAUAUUUACCUCAAAAACCGACGUAUGGUCCUUCGGCGUGUUGCUGUGGGAAGUCAUGUCGUUGGGGUACAUGCCUUACCCGGGGCGAGGCAACCAGGAGGUGAUGCAGUUGGUCACGAACGGCGGACGGCUGGAGCCCCCGACCAACUGCCCGUCACCUGUGUACCGCAUCAUGACCCAGUGCUGGCAUCCCAUUCCUGACGAGCGGCCGACUUUCACUACGAUACUGGAGCGCCUCGGCUACUGCAUACAGUUGAGGACGCAGUGUGUGUUGCGGCCAUGUUCCUGGGAGCCGCGACCCCCCCUGUCCCCGCCAGUUUGGACUGCCGCUUCUACCACUGACACCAUCCGUCUGUCCCUCCUGCAGGACCCUGAUGUGGUGAGUCACGCCCUGCCGGUGUUCCAGCGGCCACCGUCUGCCGAGCGGGAUGCCACAGUUAUGCGGCCGCUGGACAACGACGCCUGUCUCACUGUUUCCCGCCGCUCCGAUGAGCCGCAGAGCCCGGCCUCCACCGACUAUUUGAUUCCUUUGCCCUCAUCCUACUCCCUGUCCACUGUGCGCUCUGAGCUCAACUCCACGCCCUCCAUCGACUCGGGCGCGGACUGCUGCCAAAUGGAACGGCUGCUGGAUCCCGCCCCGCCGCCCCCUCCUCCUCCUGCAUGGGAGACCACAAGCUUCACCAACGAACCACCAGCCUCCCACAACCACCAGCGCUCCAAGCCCGUGCCCCAGCCCUCCCGCACACCCUCACACUCAUCCUCCAGAAUGGCAGAGUCACAAUCGACGCAGCCGCUGCUCAAAAACUCCCCACCAGGGUCCCCGCGGUCCCAAGAUCCCCGUGAGAGGCUCAUGAGGCCUGGAGAGCCUGCCCCUGUUCCCUCCUCAGCACCCGCUCCUAUGAUGUCCAUGGCAGGCGUGCCGCCCACCCGGGACAGACCCCGCUCCCACCACCACCACCACUCUCACUGCUACAAUAACAGUGGAAGCAGCAACAACAGUAGCAGCAGCACCAGCAAUAGCAGUAGCAGUAACAGCAGCAACAGCAGCGCCAGCACCCUGCCCCUGGACCCCACAGCGCUGCCCUGCAUCCCUCCCCCGUUGCAGUAUGUCAACGUGGACGUGCAGUCACGUGGCUCUGAUUACGACCACGAGCCGUACAUCAUCCACGAGACUCGAGAACACCGUGAAAUAUCGUGCUAGAGUGCUGCCCCCACCCUUGCCAGCGUCCGUGUUGGAUGUACCCGAGGCGGUCGCGGCGCUGCGCUGCAGAAACACUAGGGUUGCUCAAACCUUGCGCCACAUACAGUGAAGUACUGACACGAUCACAGCCAUACGCUGCUGUGUGCGCCGCACCUGCAGCACCCGGUGAGACAGGACGCGGGCGGCCAGGGUGGAGUCCCUCGCAGUGGACCAAGGAAAAUGAAACGAGGAUGUUUGGAUGUGCGUACCGUGGUGUGAGUCCGUCGCUGUGCCAAAGUGCGAGACAAACAGUAUUAGUGUUUUGCCGAAGCGAGUAUCUUUUUAUAUACGAGAUGUGGCCGGCUGGCCGCAGCGCCGCAGCGCCGCAGCCCAGAGCAGCGCUCUGGAAGGACAAUGCUGCAUCCAGAGGCGAUUCGCCGCUACCACCGCCGCCGCUUGGCCGAGAGGUACGAGGUGUUGUAGUGGUGGCGAGGUCGCUCCUCGACGUGUGAUGUUAGCAGUAAGACAGCUCAAGGGCCACGGCGAUGCUCACGGCGUGUGUGAAAAAACAUUUCCUAUUAUGCUUGUCAGGGUUGGCGUCUGUGUGACUGGUGCGACGCCCUCCCCUGCCACCACCCUGCCACCGACUUUUUCCUGCCAUCCUUACAGACACCACCACCACCACCACCAUCUUCCUUUCUGUCUUGUCCCGUGCCAUAUCCUUCAUGGCUACCCUGCUACCAAUCCUGCCUCCCUGCCUCCCUGCCAUGCUGCCACCACCUUGCGCAGGUAGGGAAGCGCGAGUCACUCAUUUCAAGCUCCUUAGGAAAAUGAUAAUGAUGAUGAUGAUGAUGGUAAUUAUAAUGAUAAUAAUAAUGAUAAUAAUAAUAAUAAUAAUAAUAAUAAUGAUAAUAAUAAUGACAAUAAUAAUGAUAACAAUAAUAAUGAUAACAAUAAUGAUGAUAACAUAUCCACAAUGAUUCUUACAGUGUGGCUCCAAUUCCCUGUGAGUAUAAGCACGUGAUCUUGGUUGUGGUUGCAUGAUGGUGGUAGUGGGCGGGCCUCGCACCGCGCACCACCAGGCUACUGUGCUCCUGUGCGCGUGACACACACACACACACACACACACACACACACACACACACACACACACACACACACGAGUUUAACAGUACAUUCAUCCUAGUAAACUAAAUAAUAUUAAAAAAAAACAAAGCAGGGUAUCAUUAAGUACUACAUAAGUGCUUGACCAGUACUGUUGUGUGUACUCCUGUGUGGCCGUAGCUCGCGUACUCUUCACACCCUCUCGACAAAUACCACAGCACGAUUUGCAAUAUAUAUAUAUAUAU
Messenger RNA from Portunus trituberculatus (swimming crab), 6722 nucleotides. RefSeq names its product leukocyte tyrosine kinase receptor-like (gene Alk). The record is from RefSeq and is a predicted model, not a curated record. Bases 685 to 5394 code for a protein of 1569 amino acids. Gene Ontology annotation, molecular function: ATP binding; protein binding; transmembrane receptor protein tyrosine kinase activity. The transcript has 25 exons. Gene Ontology annotation, cellular component: signaling receptor complex; membrane. NCBI's taxonomy places the organism in Eukaryota, Metazoa, Arthropoda, Malacostraca, Decapoda, Portunidae. Gene Ontology annotation, biological process: positive regulation of kinase activity; protein phosphorylation; multicellular organism development.